AUGACGGCACUUAUCACAGGUGGAACAGGAAGAUCUGGUCUUGCACUUGCAAAGCUACUUCAAGAGGCAAAUUAUCCUGUCGUCAUUACUUCACGAUCCGGAGAAGCGCCCAAACCUUUCAAAGCCAUCAAAUUCGACUGGUUCGAUACGACGACACAUGAGUCUGCCUUUAAAGAUAUCUCUAUCGACCGGGUGUACAUCGUCGGACCGCCUGGAAGUAAUGACUCUGCAAACAUCAUAUCUUUCAUUGAUUUGGCCGUUUCGAAAGGAGUGAAAAGAUUUGUGUUGAUGUCAGCUACUCAAAUUGAUCCAUCGAGGAUUCAAUCGGCUUUCCCAGCUGGAGCAAUACAUCAGCAUCUUAUUGACAAAGGCGUAGAUUAUGUUGUUCUAAGACCUACGUGGUUCAUUCAGAACUUUGGCACUAAUUUUCUGGUCAGCAUCAAAGAGCACAGCCAAAUAUUUUCGGCUGCACAAGACGGACGUGUUCCUUGGAUUUCAACUGAAGACAUAGCACAAGCUGCAUUUCAGGCUUUAACGGCAGAACCAAGUCCCAACAAGGAUAUCUUUGUCCUCGGUCCCGAGCUCUACUCAUAUGCCGAGGCUGCCGAGGUCGCUUCCUCCGUAUUGGGGCGCAAGAUCGAAUAUAAGAGGCUGACUAUUCAAGAGCAGGCGGAUUUCUACUCGACUUUGGGCGUGAGUCCCGACUUAGCUAAGGUCCUUGCGGAAAUGGAUCAAAAGAUUGCAGCGGGAAACGAGGAGGCUUUGUUCAAUAAUCCCCAAAUCGCUUCCGAAGGCCGUAAAUUUAUUGGAAAGCAUACGCUUCGGCAGUACUUCGAAGACAACAAGGACUUGUGGACCAAGUAG
Messenger RNA from Psilocybe cubensis, 864 nucleotides. RefSeq lists its product as uncharacterized. The transcript is spliced from 3 exons. Lineage: Eukaryota; Fungi; Basidiomycota; Agaricomycetes; Agaricales; Agrocybaceae. The record is from RefSeq and is a predicted model, not a curated record. Bases 1 to 864 code for a protein of 287 amino acids.